This is a messenger RNA of Staurois parvus, 489 nucleotides long. The record is from the annotation of a GenBank genome assembly. Lineage: Eukaryota; Metazoa; Chordata; Amphibia; Anura; Ranidae.
AUGGAGGACAGAGACAACAUACAGCCCCAUGGAGGACAGAGACAACAUACAGCCCCAUGGAGGACAGAGACAACAUACAGCCCCAUGGAGGUCAGAGACAACAUACAGCCCCAUGGAGGGCAGAGACAACAUACAGCCCCAUGGAGGGCAGAGACAACAUACCGCCCCAUGGAGGGCAGAGACAACAUACAGCCCCAUGGAGGACAGAGACAACAUACAGCCCCAUGGAGGACAGAGACAACAUACAGCCCCAUGGAGGACAGAGACAACAUACAGCCCCAUGGAGGGCAGAGACUACUGAACGUCAUGUCUGAUCUACAUGGUGAUGGAGGACAGAGAAGGGCACACACAGCAGAUGUCAUCCAUAGUACAAUGUCAGAUGCACGAAUAUCGGUUCAGCAGUUGCGUCUGACUGUUCUCUAUGGAAUGAUACAAAUGACUGACCUGAUUUCAUCCCCGCUUACUGGAGACAGCAAUCCUUUCUCACUA